AUGACAGCGGGUACAUUGAACCAUUUCCUUCUUCACAAUUCCCCAGUUCACCUUGAGCACAGUUACUGGCCACCUCAACCCCAGGUCAUACCACUGGCCGCCCCACCCCACAGUUCCUGGCCGCCCCACCCCACAGUUCCUGGCCGCCCCACAGAUUCUGGCCGCCCCACCCCACAGUUCCUGGCCGCCCCACCCCACAGUUCCUGGCCGCCCCACAGAUUCUGGCCGCCCCACCCCACAGUUCCUGGCCGCCCCACCCCACAGAUCCUGGCCGCCCCACCCCACAGUUCCUGGCCGCCCCACAGUUCCUGGCCGCCCCACCCCACAGUUCCUGGCCCCCCACCCCACAGUUCCUGGCCGCCCCACCCCACAGUUCCUGGCCGCCCCACCCCACAGUUCCUGGCCGCCCCACCCCACAGUUCCUGGCCGCCCCACCCCACAGUUCCUGGCCGCCCCACAGUUCCUGGCCGCCCCACCCCACAGUUCCUGGCCGCCCCACCCCACAGUUCCUGGCCGCCCCACCCCACAGUUCCUGGCCGCCCCACCCCACAGUUCCUGGCCGCUCCACCCCACAGUUCCUGGCCACCCCACCCCACAGUUCCUGGCCACCACACAGUUCCUGGCCGCCCCACCCCACAGUUCCUGGCCGCCCCACCACACAGUUCCUGGCCGCCCCACCCCACAGUUCCUGGCCACCACACAGUUCCUGGCCGCCCCACCCCACAGUUCCUGGCCGCCCCACCCCACAGUUCCUGGCCGCCCCACAGUUCCUGGCCGCCCCACCCCACAGUUCCUGGCCGCCCCACCCCACAGUUCCUGGCCGCCCCACAGUUCCUGGCCGCCCCACAGUUCCUGGCCGCCCCACCCCACAGUUCCUGGCCGCCCCACCCCACAGUUCCUGGCCGCCCCACCCCACAGUUCCUGGCCGCCCCACCCCACAGUUCCUGGCCACCACACAGUUCCUGGCCGCCCCACCCCACAGUUCCUGGCCACCACACAGUUCCUGGCCGCCCCACCUCACAGUUCCUGGCCGCCCCACCCCACAGUCCCUGGCCGCCCCACAGUUCCUGGCCGCCCCACCCACAGUUCCUGGCCGCCCCGUCUAUAGGAAGCUGUCUGGGAAUUGUGCCUUGCUUCGGUUAUAACACAGAGUACAACUAG
This is a messenger RNA of Physella acuta, 1161 nucleotides long. RefSeq lists its product as uncharacterized. Lineage: Eukaryota; Metazoa; Mollusca; Gastropoda; Physidae. The record is from RefSeq and is a predicted model, not a curated record.